GAUAAACCCUAGCGCCGCUGGGCCAGGGGGAGGUUCAUCCGAGUCUCUGUUUCGAAGGCGCUUGGAAUUUCAAUUAAGUGAAAUUUGGUCGAAAUGGAACUGCCUAAAGUGACAAUACCCAACCCUGUGCCUAAACCAUCGCAGAAAAGGAAGCUUCCAACGGCGAAAGAGUUGAUAUCGCACUACGAGUCCCAGGGUAUGGACUCGCAAGAAGCUUCGAUGAAGGUCAUCGAAGAUCUUCAAAAGGCGCUGUUUGGAGUGAUAUCCUCUGGAAGAGGUAAAAAAGACAAGCUAUUAACCGAGUCUUCUAGAAAAGUUGACGCAGUCAAUAAUAGACUCACUGUUCUUGACAUGAAGCUUGAUUCCAAGCCUGGUUAUGUUGAGACUUUUGCCAUUGGUCUUGUUUCUGGCGCUACUCUCAAAGGAAUUGGGGCUCUCGUGCCUCAUAUUCUUUCCCCUGUUGCUCAGAUUUGGAACUCUGUCUCCGCAGCCACUAAAUCCUCUCCUCAAUGAUGUUUUAAUUUCU
Messenger RNA from Abrus precatorius (Indian licorice), 526 nucleotides. RefSeq lists its product as uncharacterized. Lineage: Eukaryota; Viridiplantae; Streptophyta; Magnoliopsida; Fabales; Fabaceae. Bases 94 to 513 code for a protein of 139 amino acids. The transcript is spliced from 2 exons. The record is from RefSeq and is a predicted model, not a curated record.